UUGUUCGCUUGCUUUUAUUCAAGUUAUCCAUUCACUCACAUAAUUCGUUCUACCGUCUACUGAAAUCAGUUAUCCAAUACGCGAAAGUGUUCAAGUUGUCGAGGAUGCCCUCUGAUAAAGAUAUUCUAGUAGAAUUAACAAAAGAAGAAAUUUCAGAAUUAAAAGAAACCUAUAAAAAAGUCGAAGAGGCGUUCUAUGUUUACACAUUGUUGGAUGUAGCAGAGAGAUGGUAUGGAAAAGAAGGUUUCACUGUAACUUCGCCUGGUGACGCUUGGAAGGAAGACGGUUCUAUCGUUGUACUCAUAGAUCUCGGCCAUGUUGCCGUUUUUCCAUAUUCUCUCAGUGGAAAAUACGAGAAGAUUUCCGAAGGACUUUUGAAGACCAGCAGGAUAGACCGCCAAAAACCUUUUAUUCUCGUCAACAUCAUGGAUAACUACUCGGAUGACAUCUUGAACAUUGUACGAAAUAUGGGAAGGAAAGUCGAAGCGAAUUACGAAAAUUUCUUUUACACCAUGACUAUCGAGAAGGCGAAAUCCUUACAAGUCGAGUGCCCAAAGGAAACUUACGUGAAGAGACUGUGCGAGGACCACGCCGAGCAGAUGAAUAGAGUUUGGCCGCAUCGUUUCGAGAAUUCCGAGAAGUUAGUGGCGAAAUGGCUGUCGAGAAACGUCGGUUAUGGUUUGUUCCUGAAGGAAAACGAUGAACUGGUGUCUUGGGUAAUGCAGGGUUAUCUUGGUCACAUAAAUCUGCUUCAGACCGAGCGGGAAUACAUGGGAAGGGGUUAUGGCGGUGUGAUGCUUCUGCUGAUGGCCAAACACAUUGCGGAAGAAGGACACGUUCCGGUAGCGACGGUGUUGACGAAAAAUACAGCCUCCAAUAGCCUUUUCAAAAAACAAGGUUUCGAGAGCAAGUCUAAAAGUUUUUUCAUGAUAAUAAGUCCAGUCACUGAAUGAAUAGACCUUAAGUAUCUUGAGAGCUGUAGAAAAUAUGCUGU
Molecule: messenger RNA, 994 nt
Organism: Coccinella septempunctata (seven-spotted ladybird)
Lineage: Eukaryota; Metazoa; Arthropoda; Insecta; Coleoptera; Coccinellidae
Exons: 1
Coding region: 105-953 (282 amino acids)
Molecular function (GO): acyltransferase activity, transferring groups other than amino-acyl groups
Source: RefSeq, a predicted model, not a curated record